Molecule: messenger RNA, 2739 nt
Organism: Sinocyclocheilus rhinocerous
Lineage: Eukaryota; Metazoa; Chordata; Actinopteri; Cypriniformes; Cyprinidae
Product: protein quaking-like
Exons: 7
Coding region: 4-927 (307 amino acids)
Biological process (GO): regulation of mRNA splicing, via spliceosome
Cellular component (GO): nucleus
Molecular function (GO): mRNA binding
Source: RefSeq, a predicted model, not a curated record
CUCAUGGUGCAUGUGUUUCUCUUUAUUUCAGAGAUCAGCAGGGUACGAAAGGACAUGUACAAUGACACUUUAAACGGCAGCACGGAGAAGAGAUGCUCCGAGCUCCCGGACGCCGUCGGCCCCAUCGUUCAGCUCCAAGAGAAACUCUAUGUGCCUGUUAAAGAAUAUCCUGACUUUAAUUUUGUGGGCCGGAUCUUGGGCCCGCGGGGGCUCACAGCCAAACAGCUGGAGGCAGAGACAGGAUGUAAGAUCAUGGUGAGAGGGAAAGGCUCCAUGAGGGACAAAAAGAAGGAGGAACAAAACCGAGGUAAACCCAACUGGGAGCAUCUGAAUGAAGACCUCCAUGUGCUCAUCACGGUGGAGGACGCCCAGAACCGGGCUGAGAUCAAGCUCAAGCGUGCAGUGGAGGAGGUUAACAAGCUACUCGUGCCUGCGGCUGAAGGCGAGGACAGUCUGAAGAAGAUGCAACUGAUGGAACUGGCCAUUCUUAACGGCACCUACAGAGACGCCAAUAUCAAAUCACCUGCCCUUGCAUUCUCUCUUGCAGCGAGCGCCCAGGUGCCACGGAUCAUCACCGGCCCAGCACCUGUCCUGCCUCCCAACGCCUUGCGCACGCCCACGCCCGCAGGGCCCACCCUCAUGCCCCUCAUCCGCCAGAUCCAGACUGUCAUGCCCAACGGCUCGGCCCACCCAGCAGCUGCCACCCUAGUGCAGCCCGGUCCGGAGUCGGGCCUGAUUUACGCGACGCCCUAUGAGUACCCCUACACACUGGCCCCCGCCACCUCCAUUCUGGAGUAUCCAAUCGACUCCAGCGGGGUUUUAGCAUCCUCAAAGGCCGAAGAGCUGCCCCUCUACCUGGGCUUUCAGACCUGUCACAUUCCCAUCACAGUCCAGCGCGGAGAGCCAACCGGUCGGCCUCCCUUUUAAAGUGCCCCCUCUCUCCCCCGCCCCCUCCGACAAGCCCCUCCCUCACACCGCAGACACGCCCCCUGCCCCACCUCCCUCUUAUCGGACUGGCUGGACUCCCCGGCCUCUUUCAUUCAGUCUGUUUCUUUAAAUGAUGGUUUUUGUUUUUCUGUUAUUUUUUGGUUUUGUACUUUUGUUUUGAUCUGUAAUGUGAUGUUUUAGUUUUUUUAUGUGUACAAUGAUGAGGGAGACAAAGCACUGAGCCCCAAACUGCUGCACAAGCUUUUCUGGAUGACCCCCAUCCCUCAGUCUGAGCGGGCCGCAUCAGGGUGCGGUGACAACUAAAGUUCGAAGGCACGAAAUGCGCGUCCAUCCUUACCAAAGGGUAGUGACCGCAGACAGAGGUUAGUUUAGUUCAUGUGCUUCUAUUCAUUACCAGUAGCAACUCACUGUUGGUCUUGAUCUGUUGUGAAGCAUGUGCAGUUUGAGCAUGUUAAAAGACGUGCCAUCCACAGCUUGAAUUCAGUGCACUGUGCUGUUUAAUAAGGUGUGUUUGUUUUAAACCCUUUGGUUCACACACACACACACAAGGUCUUUCCUGCACAGGUGGAGUGGUUGACUUCAUUCCAUUAUUCUGAUGACCUUAUCAUUUCAGCAUGAUGUUGAUGACAAAUAAUGGAGCUAUUCAUGUGAGCAUGGGCUUUAUUCACCCCAUUACGCUCAACAUUUCUAGCUGUCUCUAGUUAUGCAGACACUAAAUAGUGUUUUUAUAUAUUGACUCUUGAAACAUUUUGGAGCCAUUUGAAUAGACGGAGAUCGCAUCAUGAAUGUGUCCCUUCCAAAUGAGUUAAAGUGAUUGUUUAUAACUACAUGUAGCCUAAUGUGGAUAUACAAAUACAAAUCAUAGUCAUAAUGCACGUUAAAAUCCACGUUCACUAUCAUUAGGUUAAAGGCUUUUCAAAACAGAAAAAUGCCAUUAGGAGAUCUUUAAAGCUGAAGUGUAUGAUUUUGUCAAUGUUAAAAUAUAUGCAGUCACAAUUAUUAGUAAGCCAUCUGUAGGUUGAUUCCCUUGAAAUGUGUAAACACUAGUAUAGAGCCAAAAAUGUGGACUCCUACAAAACAUUGACUGGUUUGUUUGAGCACAGCAACAUUGACUUGAUCAAUGACAUAUAUUAGUAAUGGGACAGUAUAAAAAUGCAAUUCUGUUAGAGACACUAGUGGUGUAGAAAUUACACACUUCGACUUUAAAGAAAGGAAAGAUGAUCUUCACUAAAUCUGUGUCACUAGCAACAAGUUUAAUACAUAUUUGGAACUUUUAUACAGGUACAGCCUGAUUAAUUUGACCAUUUUAAUAUUCUCAUAGAAUUUUAUGAGAAAAACGAAUUGUCUGAUGAAUGGGAAAGUCUGAGACCACUAGUCAAAAUGCUAUUUUUAUUCAAUAAUAAAAAAAAAUGUAUGUAUUCAGAGUAACAAUUUGAAUAUAGAGUAUAUAUAAGCUGAUUUGACAAAUUAACAUAAAUGUAAUAAUGUCUUAAUAUUUGGUUUGUUAGCAAUGCUCAAGCUCAUUGAACUCCACAAGUCUUUGUAAAAACCUAAUGUUCUCAAGUGUGAUUUAAAAAUGAGCAGAAGAGCAUCUUAAACCAAAAUUAUUUUCAAAAAGAGAUUAUGAAUUUGAUUUUAAUUUUGACCCCACCACAUGUUUAAAAUGAUUACAAUAAUCAUAAAUGAUUACUUUAAUGAGUUUAAGAUGGGUAAUGAUUUGACAAAGCAAGUCUUUAUCUCAGUAUUGCUACAGACUCUUAAUAUUUCCUUGUUCGCAUGCAUAAAAAUUCA